GGAACAGCAAUGGCAGGAAUUUCUGGGAAUAAUCUGGAAGGUGCGGGAUAUUUUCAUUCUAAAGAGGAACAAAAAUUCUAGGGGGAGAAAGAGGCGACCAUGGCUGACGAGGAAAGUCAAGGACAGUUUAAAGCUAAAAGAGAAGGCGUAUUACAUAGCAUUUAUUUCAAGAAGAGGGAUGUAAUGCUGAGGCUCUAUAAGGCACUGGUAAAUCUGCAUAUGGAAUAUUGUGAGCACCAUAUCUGAGGAAGGAUGUACUGGCUCUGGACAAGGUCCAGAGAUUUACAAGAAUGAUCCCAGGAAUGAGUAGGUAAACCUAUAAUGAGCGUUUGUCAGAACUGGGCCUGGACUCGCUAGAGUUUAGAACAAUGAUGGGGGGGACUCAUUGAAACGUACAGAAUAGUGAAAGGCUUAGAUAGAGUGGAUUUGGGGAGGAUUUUUCCAUUAGUGGGAGAGUCUAGGUCAUAGCUUCAGAAUUAAAGGACGUUAUUGUAGGAAGGAUAUGAGGAGAAGGUGGUGAAUCUGUGGAAUUCUUUUCUGUAGGCUGUGGAGGCCAAGUUAGUGGAUAUUUUAAAGGCAGAGAUAGUUAUUGAUUAGUACAGGUGUCAGAGGUUAUGGGGAGAAGCCAGGAGAAUCAGGAUCAGAUUUUAUUCGCCAAGUAUGUUUUGCAACAUACGAGGAAUUUCACUGGCCAGGUCAGUCAUACAAUUAAAAGCAAAAGACUCAAAAACACAUUUUAACAUGAACAUCCACCACAGUGACUCCUACACAUUCCUCACUGUGAUGGAAGGCGAAAUAAAGUUCAAGUCCUUCCUUUUGUUCUUCCUUGGUCGGUGACCUCAAGCUCUCCGUUGAUGGGACGGUCUUGACUCCCGUAGCUGGCGGCGUCGACCCUCCGCGUCGAGGCAUUCAGCUCCUGCAUUGGGGGGUUGUCAGCUCCACCGCGCCAGGCGAUCGAACCUCGCGUCGGGGCUGGUCAAACCUUCUGCGGCGUUGGAGCUCCCGACUAGCCUCUCCCGAGACUGCGAGCCCUUGAUGUGUACAUGUUUGUCAGUUUCACGGAAAUGGCUCGUGCUGGGCACUUCGGCAGGUGGACUUCAUGUCAUUCAGAAGGAAGGCUGGAAGCAGAGAAUCAUGUUAACUCAUAAGGAAGGAGCACUGACUUGUAUUGCUUGCUGUCAGCUUGAUGAAGACUAUGUCGCUGUAUCAACUAGCCAAGGUCAUGUGAUUGUAUGGGAACUUCAUCAAGAACGACGUGGAAAACCUGAGAGAAUUAAUGUGUCAUCAGAGCACAAAGGUAGACAAAUCACUGACCUCUGCUGGGAUACAGCUGCUCUCAGGAUCUUUGCGGGAGACAAUUUUGGAAAAGUUUCCGUCCUGAAAGUUAAUUCCUCUAAACAGGGAAAGGCUGCUGCAUUUGUGAUGUUUCCAGUUCAGGUGAUUACAACAGUGGACUCACGAGUGGUGCAGCUUGAUUACCUGGAGGGCAGAUUGCUGAUCUCCUCUCUCACUCGUUGCUAUCUAUGUGACACAGAGAGAGAGAAGUUCUGGAAAAUUGGGAAUAAGGAGCGAGAUGGAGAAUUUGGAGCUUGUUUCUUACUAGGGACAAAGAGUGCUGGAAGCCCACACCCGUUCAUCUUCUGCGCACGCCCUGGUUCACGGAUGUGGGAGGUGAACUUUGAAGGAGAGGUGCUGAGCACACACCAAUUCAAACAGUUAUUGGGAACACCUCCACUUCCCAUUGUCUCUCUCAGAUGUGAGCUGCAAUACAACAUGACUUCCUCUUCUCCACAAUCUCUCUCUUUUCCCAGACUCUUGUGUUUAAGUGAGAAUUAUGUUCUGAGCUGGACAGACCGAGGGAUAUAUGUAUUUAUUCCGCAGAGUGUUCAGGUGCUUUUCUGGAGUGAGCUGAAAGAUGUUCAAAAUGUGACCAUCUUCAAAAACAAACUGUUCUGUCUGCAUGGUGAUGGGCGGAUAACUCACAUGUGUCUACUGUCAGGGGAGCGAUGUAUCGAACGUCUACUACGGCAGGAGAUGUGGACUCUAGCUACACAAGUUUGUUGCCUCUUCCAGCAUUCCAUUAUUCAGAGCAGGACCCGUAAACUGUUGUCCAUAGAUAGAUUGGAACAUCUGAAGACACAGCUGGAUUCAGCCACACAGAGCCACCUCGUUACCCACUUAGAGGAAAUUUUGCUGAAGCUGGAACCCUUUGACUCAGCCUGUAGCAGUCGCAGGAGCAGCUUUUCUUCUCACGAGAGUUUUAAUAUCUUGGAUUCUGGUAUUUAUCGUGUAAUUAGUCGUCGAGGCAGUCAAUCAGAUGAGGACUCUGGUUCAUUGCAUAGCCACCUGUCGGAAGAGGAGAGGUUGCGGGAAUUUUCUUUGGUACAGGAGGAAGAGCAAGGAGAGCAGGACAAUGUCUCCCAUUCUUUCCUGAAUAUUGAAGGUGAUCGGAGUGAGACACUGAUUCCAUUCCAUCUUCCAUUGUCAUUCCGUUCCACAGCAUCACGAGUGUCUUUACAAGCUGUGAAGGAAAGUGUCUCCAGUUUUGUCAGAAAAACGAAAGAAACUAUCAGCACACUUCAUCCCAAUUCUGACUCCAGAUUCAAACAGGAAAUGAAAAAUGAUGAUCCACAGUUUGAGAUUCAGAUUACUCCAGUAACAAAUUCACCUCUGCUUGAGCAAAAAAUCAGAAUUGUUGACAUUUCGCAAGAGAAGGACAGACUGCAGGAUUUGCGACAAGCAACAAAAGAAACUCUAGUUAAGUUACAGGAUCCUCUUGUCUUGUUUGAGACCACACCUCUGAAGAAAACAAUGCGAUGCUGGCUACCACAUUUGGAAAAAAUAUUUCAGUACAAGAUGAAAACUAAAAUUGUGAAUGAUACUGCCACCUUGAAGGAGUCAACAGCAUAUAGCCAUCAAAACGAUGAGCAGGAUGAAUCAGUAACAGUUGAUUAUCAAGAGAAAUGUGAUGCAGAAACAUUUAGCCAUCGAGAGACGGCGGGGCCAGAAGCAGCCAGCCAUCAAGAGGAUGAGAAGUUAGAAACUUUCAGCCAUGUAGAGGGUGAAAAGGAACCAGCUACUCCAUUUCAAGAGGAGGAUGAGGGUGAGAAGGGAUCACCUGCACUCUAUACUGAAGAGGUGGAUAAACCAACUUCCCUUCCUGGCGAUGGAGAACAAGAAGUGGAUUUGGACUCGUCUGAGCACCAAGAGCAGAAGGAAAUCUCAGCACCAGUUGGCCAUCAGGAGCUGGAGGAGCAGUUAGUCCAAAACUCUGCAGAGAAAAUGGUGGAACAGAGAGAUGAUGUUAAGGACUCGGUGGUUGAUGAAAUACAGGUUUCAGCAGAUUUAUCCACAGUGCCCUUUGUGACGAUCCCUUCCUGCAGCAUACCAACAGAUCUCUUCAAGGACAUGGUGGAACUGACUACCUUGUGUUUUGAGCUGAGAAUAUUUCAAACUGUGCGUGAGGACACAUCCGAUGAAACUGAAUUAACUGUAAAUGAGAUUGAAACUCAGGCCUGUCUGUUCAUGCGCAAUUACUUCUUCCUGCUGGAUUUGACAAGGGUGAGACGCUGCAUCACCAUUUGCAACUGGGCCACUCCAAUGGUGUGGCAAACGUUUCUCCUGGGAUUAAAAGAGGUAACACAUUCAGACCCUAUUACCAAUACCAUUAAUGAUGGGGAACUGCGAAAAGUACGGAAGAUACUCAGUGAUGAACAGAGGAAAGGGAGUUCUUUUCUACUGGCACAUGCAGCGAGAAUUUACGAGAAAUUCGGUGAACUCGCAUUGAGAUCUCUUGUCCAGUUCUACCCUGACAUUCUCCCAUCUGACAUAAAGGAAUUGUGUAAUAAUCAACCAGGUCACUUCUUGGCAUACCUGGACGACCUGGUUAAAUCCAAGCCAGAGGACCAAAGAUUGGACCUGUUGGAGGCUAUCCUUCAGCCAAACUGUAGGAAAAUGGAAUGGCUGCAACUUGCUGUGUCUCAUGAUGCUCCUCAAAGAGCUGACACCACAGAUAUAGAUGAAAAUCCAAGGCCUCACUCUCAUCGAUUUACCUGGGGUUAUGCUCAACUAAUCAGUUACUUUAUUGAACUGCCGGGAGAUCUUGCAACAAAGGAAAACAUGUUGGACAUCUGCAGAUCUCAUGGAUUCUGGACUGGUUAUCUGUCACUCUGUCUGGAGCUGGAGCACAGAACUGAAGCUUACACUGUCAUUGUUUACCUUGAUGAUAUAAGUUUGCUUGACGCACAGAAUGGUAUAAUACCCAAAACCCUGGAGGAGUGGAAGUUUAUUCUGGAGCUAGUUCGGAAUCACCAUGGCAUUACUCACUGUGCUGCUUCACACAAUGGAGCCAAUGUCACCAAUGAUGAUACUGACUGGGCAAAUUGCAUCACUCUGGAAAACAUUGCUCUUCUCCUUGCAAAGACAGUUGGUCCGGACCAGGCACUCUCUUUGUUACAGGACAUCGAUCUGCACGGCAAGAUGUCACAGAGAUUUCUCAGGGUUUGUGACAUACUGAAGAUUGCAGAGAAAAGACAGAGGGCCCUAGUCCAGACCAUGCUGGAGCGAUGUGAUCGUUUCCUGUUGUCUCACCAAGCAUAAAGAAGUAUGCUGAAUGGAACCAAAGUUGCUUUAUGCCCAUCUCAAAUGUGCAGUGAUUUUGCUUUUCCUCUUGCAUUGUUCCUUUGAGAGAUCCAACUGGUGCUUGUUUGUCAGAGGCUUGUAUUGAAAUAUACCAUUUAUUUUGCCUUAAGAAUUGACAGAAAACGAGUAAUAUGUUCAUUAGGAUCAAAAUCUCGAUGCAUGAUGCAAUACGAUUUUUUUUACAUGACAUAUCAUGUUGACCAGAACUAAUUGCAUUCCCAUUUUUUAAAGUCUAGUGAGAGAAAGGUUGUCAAAUUUUAUGAAUUAAAUGCUUAGUUUACCCUCU
Molecule: messenger RNA, 4927 nt
Organism: Leucoraja erinaceus (little skate)
Lineage: Eukaryota; Metazoa; Chordata; Chondrichthyes; Rajiformes; Rajidae
Gene: hps5
Product: HPS5 biogenesis of lysosomal organelles complex 2 subunit 2
Exons: 22
Coding region: 1036-4599 (1187 amino acids)
Biological process (GO): developmental pigmentation
Cellular component (GO): cytoplasm
Molecular function (GO): protein binding
Source: RefSeq, a predicted model, not a curated record